Messenger RNA from Pararge aegeria (speckled wood butterfly), 1885 nucleotides. RefSeq names its product nose resistant to fluoxetine protein 6-like. NCBI's taxonomy places the organism in Eukaryota, Metazoa, Arthropoda, Insecta, Lepidoptera, Nymphalidae. Bases 1 to 1884 code for a protein of 627 amino acids. Gene Ontology annotation, molecular function: acyltransferase activity, transferring groups other than amino-acyl groups. The transcript has 13 exons. The record is from RefSeq and is a predicted model, not a curated record.
AUGGGACAAUAUGGAAAGUACCGUGUUGCGACUGCGUUCGCCGAAGCACCUCCACUGUACGCCCUGGACGAGUGGUCGCAAUGCCAGCGUCCCAACGACGUCUACUGCAUCGUGCAUGCGGCUCUUAAGUCGUCUGCUCCUAACCCAUUGUUGGACUUGCUUCUGGAGUACUCAGCGGAUACUCAGAAGCACUAUAACCGCACCCUCGUGCACCGCGGCGUCUGUGUGUCGCGGUGUGGCGGGCGCGCACCGGACUCCUGGCGACGCGCAGCGCAGCUCUGCGUCGACCGCGGCCUCGCCAGAUACGAGAUGCAGGCUGAAGUGCUGGCGGUUGAGUGGUGCAACAAACCUGUCCCCAAGAUGAGCACAUCGGCGUUUGCGUUCAACAUCACGUUCCUGAUUGUAUUGCUGUGUACCACCCUGGCGACUGGCCUGCAUGUUUUAGGCAAAUUUUGUGGGAGAUUCCAGGAAAACAAUUAUAUCCACGCAUUUUCUUUAAAAAAAAAUUGGGAGGCUUUAACGCACAUCAGAGCCAAGAAAGCAGAAGAUCGGACGCAACACCUAAGCAGUUUAGAAGGUAUCAGAUUCUUAGGAACCUUAGGCGUUAUUUCAACUCACGUGACUAUUGUCUAUGUAUAUUCCUUCAUCGAUAAUCCGGAGUUCAUUGAAGGUCUGUUUGACCACAUCCCCACUCAAAUGGCAUUCAACUCACCAAUAUGGAUGCAAGUCUUCUUCUCCAUCUCCGGCUUCCUCACCGCCUUCUUCUCGCUGGUGUACGCUGAGACGAGCACGCUUACUUUUGGAAAAUGCGUGCUUUCUCUCAUCAAUCGGUUUAUAAGGCUGACCCCUGUAGCGAUGGCAGGCAUAUGGUUUACGGUAGCGUACCCUCGCCUGGGGGCUGGGCCGCAGUGGCAACUGCUGGUGGAGCGCGAGUCACACGACUGUGCCGAGCGCUGGUGGUACCAUCUACUCUACGUGCACAACCACCUGACGUUAGGGAAGUUCUGCAUGGGCCACACGUGGUAUUUGGCGGUAGACAUGCAAUUGCACGUCCUUGGCUCGAUCCUGUUGCUGAUCUUCCUGCGGUGGAGGGGCACCGUAGCGCCCGUCAUAUUCGUACUGCUCACCGGCUCCAUCCUCUCAACGGGACUGGUGGCGCAUUUCUACAACCUGUCGCCUAUAAUAACCGCGCAGACCCCUGAGAUCGUCAAAAACAUGUUCAAGGGUUCCACUCUGAUGACGAAGCUCUACUUGCCAGUGUGGACGAAUUUAUCCGGGUACCUGUUUGGUUUCGCCACUGCCUUCAUCUUUUAUAACAACCAGGCAAAGGGAGUUAAGCUGAAUGAAAUCAAGUGGUUCAACAUCCUGUUCCACACGACGCUGACGUUGGCUCUGUGUACGACGCUGGGUGGCGUGGCGUUCCUGUCGGACGCGCCGCUGCCACGCUGGGCGGCGGUGUUGUACAGCUCUUUCGACCGCGUGCUGGUCGCGCUCUUCUUCAACAUCUUCUUGCUUGGCUGCUUCAGCAACUGUAAAUCUGUUCUCCGAGACGCGCUGUCCUGGAGAGGCUUCAACGUGCUCGGUCGGCUCUCGUACUCCGUGUUCAUCGUGCACUUCAUCAUCAUGCGGAUGACCGUCGCCAGCAACACCCAGAUUGGUCAUAUCUCCUUCUACUCCAUGAUUUCUCUGCUAAUAGUGAGCUCGGCGCUAUCAUACCUGGUCGCCAUUCCAGUUUACCUCCUCAUAGAGAUGCCGUUCAUACAGCUCUGGAAAGCCGGGCUUGGUGGGAGCAAGACAAACACUGUUCACAAUCAGAACUCCGCACCGACUAAACUAACCGUUGUUAAGGAUAGAAGUAAACGAAAUGGUGCCAAUGAAGUUUGAA